This is a messenger RNA of Staurois parvus, 407 nucleotides long. The record is from the annotation of a GenBank genome assembly. NCBI's taxonomy places the organism in Eukaryota, Metazoa, Chordata, Amphibia, Anura, Ranidae.
CUAGAGUCCAUUGGCGGUAUGCUUUACGCCACUGCAUCCAAUGCUUUGCAUUGCACUUGGUGUUGUAAGAUUUGGAUGCAGCUGCUCGGCCAUGGAAACCCAUUCCAUGAAGCUCUCUACUCACUGUUAUUGUGAUAAUCUGAAGGCCACACGAAGUUUGGAGGUCUUUACUGUUGACUCUGCAGACAGUUGGCGACUUCUCCACACUGUGCGCUUCAGCAUGCACUGACCCUGCUCUGUCAUUUUAUGUGGCCUACCACUUCGUGGCUGAGUUGCUGUUGUUCCCAGUUGCUUCCACUGUAUUAUAAUCCACUAACAGUUGACCGUGGAAUAUUUAGUAGCAAGGAAAUGUCACGGAUGGACUUAUUACCCAUUCUUUCCCAAAUGUUUGUAGAAGUCAUCUGCAU